Molecule: messenger RNA, 903 nt
Organism: Penicillium waksmanii
Lineage: Eukaryota; Fungi; Ascomycota; Eurotiomycetes; Eurotiales; Aspergillaceae
Product: polysaccharide deacetylase family protein
Exons: 4
Coding region: 1-903 (300 amino acids)
Biological process (GO): carbohydrate metabolic process
Molecular function (GO): hydrolase activity, acting on carbon-nitrogen (but not peptide) bonds
Source: RefSeq, a predicted model, not a curated record
AUGGUGAAACGCGUGCUCGUUGGAUAUGGCAUCGAUGUCGAUGCAGUUAGUGGCUGGGUCAACACUGAAGACGGCCAUAUACCUGACUUCACUGACAUAUCGCGUGGAAUAUUCGGUGCGACCGUAGGAAUUGACCGACUUUUGAAACUUUGGGACAAACACGACAUCAAAACCUCGUGGUUUAUUCCAACUCAUUCACUUGAGUCAUUCCCGGGUCAGAUGACAAAGAUUCGCGACGCUGGGCAUGAAAUUGGUCUUCAUGGAUACACACACGAGAAUGUGGAUAUGUUAACAGAAGAGCAAGAACGUGACGUGCUUGCUAAAUCCAUCGAAGCUGCAAUAAAAUUCACAGGAAAGCACCCAAAAGGAUGGACGGCGCCAUCUUGGAGAACUUCAAGCCGUACCAUCGAGUUACUGGGAGAAUUUGGUCUGGAAUAUGACCACUCUUUCAUGCAUCAUGAUUCCCAGCUUUACUAUGUUCCCUACACCUCAGGCGAACUGGUUGCAACUGACCUCUCCAAACCUGCGGAGCAGUGGAUGAAGCCAAUGGGUAAACUCAAGCCAAGCAAUAUUGUUGAAGUACCUGCGAAUUGGCAUUUAGAUGACUGGCCUCCUUUUCAACUCACUGAUGGUCCAUCACACGGCUAUGUGGAUCCAGAGGUCAUCGAGAGACUUUGGAAAGCCCAAUUCGAUUUUCUGUACCAAGAGUACGAUACCUUUGUUUUCCCGAUAUCAAUCCAUCCCCAGGUUAGCGGGAAGCCUCAGGUCAUUAUGCUUCAUGAAAGACUCAUCAAUUACAUCAAUUCGCACGAAGGCGUGGAGUGGUGUACCUUUGAGCAGAUGGUUGAGGAGUUCAAGGCGGGGAGAAUUGGAGGGUUCGAAGUGGAGGGUGGAGUGGAUUAA